AUGAUCCCACCUACCGGCCAGCUGAGUGACAUUCCCUCAGAUCGUGCCAAAUUUUUCUCACAAAAUGUGGCAGAAAAGGCUGCGGGCGACAUUAUUGCCCCAUUCACAUUACUCGGCAAAACUGGAUUGAGUCCGAGUGAAGCUAGAGCUCAGACGGCAGCUCAGUGCAAUGUAUCCGAGGAUAUGAUCGAGGAUUUAUUCCCUUGCACAGCUCUGCAAGAAGGCAUGAUGACCAUGACGGUCAAGCGGCCAGGACAAUAUGUCAGACGCUGGGUGUUUCGCCUGGCAAAGGACGUCGCGAUGGAUCAGCUUUUUAAGAAAUGGGAUGAACUUGUUGCACAGCAUCCUAUCUUGCGGACUCGAAUCAUUCAAACUUCGAGGCAGACAAUGCUGCAGACAAUACUUGCACAUAAAACACGGUCGUCAACUGCCACGCAUCAGGGUGUUGAUCAAUAUAUCGCGGAGGACGACACCUGUACUUUCGGAUUGGGCACGCCUUUGGUCCGAUUCGGCUUGAUCAAGGAAACACGAAGUGAUCAGCAAUUUUUUGUGUUGACCAUGCAUCACGCAAUUGUCGACGGAGGUUCGCUUGUGAUGCUUUUCAAUGAGAUGCAAGUCAAGUUCCAUCAGAAUUUCAUCAAAUCCAGGUCAGCGAACAGUGCAACCCCGACUCCUUUCCAGUCCUUCGUGAAGCAUCAAAUGGAGACGGAGAGCAAGGUUAUGAAAUUUUGGGAGCGAAAGCUGGAAGGCUCAGAUCCAGCAAUCUUUCCCAAGCUGCCCUCCCAAAACUACGACCCCAAGGCCAAUGAAAUCCUGGAAUACCGGAUGACUGGGGUCCCUCGCCUUCAAAAGAAUGGAAUUCAACUCUCAACGGCGGUUUGGGCCGCCUGGUCCAUUCUUCAAGCAUCAUACACGCAUUCAUCAGAUGUCGUAUUUGGUGUUCCAGUUACUGGGCGACAGAAAAUCCCAGUCCCGGGUGUCCAGGAAAUGAUGGCUCCAACCGUUGCCACCGUACCUCUCCAGGUCCAGAUAGAUUGGGGGACCAACUUAGGCAAGUUCCUUCAAAAAAUACAGUCCCAGGUGACCGAUAUGCUCCCCUUUGUCCACGUGGUGGUGAAACCCCGCGACAACAAAGUUUUCCAGUACGACAGCGAACGCAGCGCUCGAGAUCUGGGAGUGUUUAACAGCAAUGCUCUGAUGAUUGAGUGCCAGAUCGACGCUGAUGGCUUGCAUCUACUGAUCAGCUCUGAUUCUGCGGUGAUCAAAAGAGAUCAGGUUGUGAGAUUGGCGCAACAAUUUGAGCAUUUCCUACGCCAGAUUUGUGACAGGGAUUCGCAGUUAAUUGAAUUAAGGCGUAUUGACACUCUUAGUCCCCAGGAUGUCCGCGAUGUUCAGCGGUGGAACGCAACUCGCCCCGUCAGAGUGAAUCGAUAUGUACAUGAUCUCAUUGCAGAGCACGUCAACGACCGCCCUGAAGCUCCUGCAAUCUUGAUGAAGACCGGUGCUGCGUUUGUUUUCCUUGACGAAGCACUUCCGUUAGAGCGCAUGAGGGAAAUUGUCGCGCAAACCAGAGCCCAAGUGCUUCUCACCUCACAGAAGUCUCUUGAAAACGCUUCCGGGGCAGGAGUACCUGUCGUUGUGAUGACCGGCGCCGGUGCAGACUGGUUGGAAAAUUCCGAUGAUUCGGUACAAACCCGUCUUGAAACUCUUUCCUCUCAGGGUAGCAGGGGAACCCCUGCGGACUCCCUGUACAUUGCCUUCACAUCGGGCUCUACGGGGAAACCCAAGGGAGCCGUCAUAACGCAUAGCGGUUACGCCUCGGUAGCCUGUGCUCACAAAGGCCCCAUGGGAUUGAAUCAGGACUCCCGAAUGUUACACUUUGCGUCAUACUCCUUCGAUGCCAGCAACUUUGAGGCCCUCACAACAUUCAUUGCUGGUGGAUGCCUCUGUAUUCCAUCUGAAGAAAUGCGCAAGAAUGAUUUGGCGACGGCUAUCACCAAACUCCAAGUUAAUGCUAUGUUUUUGAAACCAACUGUCAGUCGCUUGCUGACCCCGGAGGAUAUUCCCUCAGUUAAGAUUAUGCUGCUUGGUGGUGAACCGAUUUUGGACAGUGACAUUGAAUUCUGGAAUUCCCACCUGCAUUUGAAGAUUGUUUAUGGUCCCACAGAGUGUUCGGCCAUCUGCUGUUGCCUGCCUGAUACCACCGAAGCUGACGCAGGUGCCAUUGGCCAUGGAACUGGGGCCAGCCUUUGGGUCGUGGACCCCUCCGAUUAUCAUAAUCUGGCUCCGGUGGGGGCAAUUGGCGAGCUUAUUCUUGAAGGACCUGUAAUCGGCAACGGGUACCUCAAUAAUGCCGAGAAAACAGCUAUGGCGUUCGUGGAUCGGCCUAACUGGCAUUCUAAGGUUCUCCAGCAGCCAUAUGAUGAAAGCUUCUCUUGGUACCGCACUGGUGACUUGGUUCAAUACCGUGAGGAUGGCUUGCUCAAAUACGUCGGACGAAAAGACCAGCAAGUUAAACUACACGGGCAAAGGUUCGAGCUCGCUGAGGUUGAGAUCCAUCUCCGCAAUGUGUGGAAGGAGGCCAAGGAUGUCGUUGCGGCCAUUGUUACCCCGGUUGGUGGGAAAGCGACACUAGCAGCUUUUAUAUGGCUUGAGCGAUCACCACAAGACCAACAGGCUAUUUGCAGGGAUAUAUUUGCGAGAACUACUUCAGAACAGUUCUCAACAAAGGCCCACGAAACACAGGGCGAGCUGUAUAACCUCAUUCCCAGCUACAUGGUUCCCAGCCUUUUCAUUCCAUUGCAUUUCAUGCCACAGAGGGUCUCUGGCAAGAUUGAUAAAGCACUUCUUUGUUCACAUGCCGCAACUUUCACACGAUCGGAAUUAGAGACUUUCAUGGGCACACAGUCAGACAAGCGGGAAGCAUCUACAUGGGCCGAGGAAAUGAUUGGCGGAUUGAUUCAUGAUCUGCUCCAAAACGACACCACUCCGAGCCCAAACGACAACUUUUUCCGCGUCGGGGGCGAUUCAAUUGUCGCAAUGAAGCUGGUUCAGCGCGUGCGUCGUGCCAAAAUGACCUUAAAUAUCUCUGACAUUUUCCAAUCACCAAAACUGUGUGAUCUUGCACUUCUCAUUCAACAGCGGCAUGAGAAUGCUCGUCCUGCUUCUUCGUUGUUAUCGUCCGCUUCAUCUACCACUUCAUCGCCUUUAUUGACUUUGUCUUUGGAAUCGUCAUGCAUAGGCCUUCCACAGUUUAUGCCAUUCUCAAUGGUAAGCACACAGGUUCGGGACGAGGUCUUCGAGGAGGUUUCCUCCCAAUGUGGGAUCAGCCCGAAGGAGGUUGAGGACAUAUACCCUUGCACGCCUCUACAAGAAGGGCUGAUGUCUUUGAGCAUUGGUAACCCCGGCACCUACAUUCGACAAGAUCGAUACCUGCUACCGACGACCAUUGACGCUGCCCGUGUAAAGGAUGCGUGGAUGCAGGUCAUUGAUGCCAAUCCCAUUCUGCGAACGCGUAUCUAUCAUCCCAGGAAAGGGGAAAAGGCCUUGCAGAUUGUGCUGAACACAACUUUGGAAUGGGAAAACUGCGAGGUGGAUAGCUUACAAGAUAUUUCGACCAGCAACGCUGAUAGAAAAAGGGCAAUGGGUUUCCUCGACCCACUACUACGGCUUACCAUGAUCAGCGAGCGAAAGACCGACCCAUUCCUGCUGGAAGUAACUCUGCACCAUGCCCUUUAUGACUCUUUGUCCAUUGAGCAGAAUUUGGUCAAGUCGAAGCAUCUUACCGUGGCAUACAAGCGCAGCCCCCUUGAUGGAGCUAAUGAAAAGACGGCAUUAUUCCCUGGUCUUCCCGACGAGAAUUAUACACCGCGACCUACCGAGAAGAUGGAAAGUUCGAUACCUGUCCUGCCAGGUCAUCAGCAACUUGGUUAUACGUUGAAUAUCCAGUUACGCGCAGCAUGGGCGAUGACAAUAUUCCAAUACACAUCUUCCAAUGACGUGGUCUUCGGGGUCACCGUCACUGGUCGCAACGGUGAUAUCCCAGGACUCGACCAGGUUACAGGGCCAACCUUUGCGACGAUACCAGUUCGGGCUAUUCGCAACGAUUCGAGAACUGUUGACGAAACACUAUCCUCAUUCCAAAGUCAGAUGGUCGAAGCUAUUCCUUUCGAACAUUGUGGAUUGCAGAACAUCUCCUCUAUCAACAAAGAUGCAGCAAUGGCAUGUGGCUUCCAGACAUUGCUCAUCAUCCAAUCGGCAGUUGGCAAGCAAAAAGACAACCGUGGAGAGAAAGUGAUAUUUUCAUCACCAGUGGCCAAAAGCCCACAAGAAAACUCUCAAGCUGACACUUACGCCUUGACGAUUGAAUGUGCGCCACAGGGUGAUAGCAUUUCUGUGAGAGCUAUCUUCGACUCAACUCUGCUUCCGAUUAAUACAGUUAAGCGACUACUGCUAUUGUUCUCACAUGCAUUCCAUGAGAUGACCCACAACCCCUCCCGCCCAAUGGGAGGAAUCAGCAUGAUCAGCAAAGAGGAUCAAAGCCAGCUGUCCAUUUGGAACUUGACUUUGUCGGAGAAGCCUGUUCUGGAAAACCUUGAACGAAGAUAUUCCUCUGUGCAUGACCUCAUCCAGCGCCAAUGCCACGCCCAUCCCAGUGAUCUCGCUGUUUGUGCGUGGGACGGCAAUUUGACAUACGACCAGCUCGAUCUACAGUCAUCUAUCUUCGCAGGUCAUCUUGCUCAAAACAUGAAAAUUGGACCGGAGGUUAUUGUACCAUUGUGUUUUGAGAAGUCCCUGUGGACAACCGUGGCCAUGUUGGGCGUUAUGAAAGCCGGGGCUGCCUUUGUUCUCCUGGAUCCCUCCUCGCAGCCUGCUCACAGAAUGCAAGGCAUAUGCAAACAAGUCAAGGCCUCGUUUGUCAUUUGCUCCAGAAGCAAUGUUUCAAAUUUCGAACAGACUUCAAAUAUUACUCCCAUUGUUUUGGAUGGGCACACUCUGGACACUAUGCAGAGUGCACAAAAUUCCACCCCGGAACAUAUCCUGCUUUCUCCCUCGCACGAGAAUUCCCUGUACGUGGUGUUCACCUCUGGAUCAACCGGUCAACCCAAAGGGAUAAUUAUCGAACACGGCGGGUAUGCAACAUCUGCAUUAGCUCGCCAGAGCACCCUGGGUCUCCACAGGGGAUCACGGGUAUUGCAGUUUGCCUCUUACGCUUUCGACGUGAGCAUUGAAAACACUCUCGAUACGUUGAUCACCGGCGGCUGUGUCUGUGUCCCGUCUGAAUCUCAGCGCAAAACAGACUUCGCCCGGAUCACCGACGAGUUCCAGGUCACUUAUGCAGAUUUGACGCCUUCAGUGGCUCGACUACUCAGCCCCAGUGACAUUCCAACCGUUGAAACCAUGGUACUGGGUGGAGAGGCAAUGGCCAGCGAAGAUGUUAACAGAUGGGCAACUCAAGUCCGCCUUGUCAACGCUUAUGGUCCAGCGGAGUGUGCCGUGACUGCUACUGUGCAACACGUCCAAGCGACAAGUGCCUGCAGCAAUGCAGAUGCAACCAACAUCGGACGGGCAUUCCCGACGGCUGGAACUUGGGUUGUCGACCAAUCUGACCACAACAAACUCGUCCCCAUUGGAGUCACGGGGGAGUUAGUGAUUGAGGGGCCUCUCGUCGGCCGCGGGUAUUUGAACGGUGGAAAUGAAACAUCCCGAUCAACUUCCUUCCUGCAAGAUCCACCAGCGUGGAGAAGUCAAUUUUCCUCUUCCAUAGGAAAAAUAAGCACACGGAUGUAUUGCACAGGUGAUUUGGUCCAAUACAACGCUGAUGGAUCUUUGAAAUAUCUUGGCCGGAAAGAUCAACAAGUGAAGAUCUAUGGACAGCGUAUCGAGCUGGGAGAAAUUGAAUCUCAGCUUCGUGUCGCGUUCCCCUCAGCCAUCGACGUACUUGUGGACGUUGCAGUCACUAGCAAAAACCCACGACCCUCUCUCAUAUCCUUCAUCAGCUAUCCAGGUACGAAAGAAGAAGCUGAAAGCUGCGGAGACACCACGAUACUACCGUCAACGCCGCUCUUCCGAAAUUCGGUCGCAGAAGCAGAGGUCAGACUCCAUGAGCUCCUUCCGCGAUAUAUGAUGCCAACGGUCUUCAUUCCCGUGCGAAGCAUUCCCCAAACUGCAGCGGGCAAGGCCGAUCGUCGGACACUAUGUCAAGCGGCCUCUGGUCUAUCUCUGGAAGAAAUUGAGAGUUACAUGACGUCCCGGGACGAAGUGCGAGCUCCAUCUACCGCAAUGGAAAAGGCAUUGCAGGUCUUGUGGGCCAAAGUUUUGGGGGUUUCACCGGAAACGAUCAAUGCCAGCGACGGGUUCUUCCGUGUUGGUGGAAACUCGAUCUUAGCCAUGAAGCUUGCGGGGCUCGCCAAAUCGGAGGGAAUCAAGUUGUCAGUUCCUGAUCUCUUUGAGAACAAAUCUCUGGAAACAUUAGCAUUUGAACUCGAUACUUCCGUACAUGCCGAGGCUAACGCAACCGUACCAUUUUUCGACUGGGACCUGGAGGCUGCGAUUCCUGAGAGUCUGGAUGACGAGUUGCAGCUUUGUCUUACGGAUGGACUCCACCGACAGAAUGAGCCCACGGUCGACAAAAGAGGAAUCGAAAUUAUCCUUACUGGCUCAACUGGCCAUCUAGGUGGUGAAAUCCUUCGUCAACUCGUCGGUCGCGCCGAUAUUCGUUGCAUUCAUUGCGUCGCUGUCCGGAGACCAGAUCAACUCGCCAUUCCGAAUUGGUCGGCCCAAGACAACUUCGAUUGGAAGACUUUGUUUGAUCAAAAAGUGAAGGUCUAUCAAGGCGAUCUUUCAUUGCCGCGUGUCGGCCUUUCCGAGGAUGAGGAAACUAUCUUAUCAAAUUGCCGAGCCAUAAUUCAUUGCGGUGCCCUUGUAUCGUUCGUCAGAAGCUACGAUCUCAUGCGAGAUAUCAACGUUGGCUCAACGAGAUACCUCGCAGGGUUGGCAGUCAAAGCGUCGAUGGCGUUCCAUUUCAUCUCAACUGUCGGAGUCAACUGUGCUCCCGGACAAGAGCACGCAAUUAUUGAGGAGACUUCGGUGGCAGAAGCUCACCCACCUUCCGAUGGUGCAGGUGGGUAUAUUGCCAGCAAAUGGGUCAGUGAAGUUUUCCUCGAGCGAGUCAGUGCCCGAUAUGGUUUACCCGUCUCCAUCCACCGGCCAUCCAAUGUCGUUGGACCCAAUGCCUCCAAGGAUGAUAUUAUCAACAGUUUGUUGGAUACGUGUCGCCGGAUAGGAAUGGUACCUAGACUCCCGGGCUGGACAGGCUAUUUCGACUUGAUUAGUGCUGAGGCAGCUGCGUCAAACAUCGUCAGCUCUAUUGAGGAGAGUAUCCAGGUCAACCACGGCAUCGACAGUAUUGGCAGUGUACAGUACCGACAUGAGUCCGGUGGCGCAGUCAUACCUGUUGAUGCUUUGAAUUCGGUCAUCGAGAAGACUGAGGGCAGACCCAUUCGUCUUGUGGAUUUGGAUGAAUGGAUGCAAGAUGCUCGGUCUAAUGCGGGCACGUCCGAUCUUGUGUUGGAGUUCCUGGAAAUGAGGAAGGGGAAAGGAGUCUGCAUGCCGCUGAUCCGCAACAAUCGAACGGCUUGGUUCUCUGGUGGAGCGACCCCAGGGGGUAUUUUGGGAAAGGGGAAAUUGUCGGGGAUGAAAGGAAGGCAGAUGCGUGAAGUGAUUUCCUCUGUAUAG
Penicillium expansum is the source of this 7737-nucleotide messenger RNA. Its product is annotated as Male sterility, NAD-binding. Gene Ontology annotation, molecular function: phosphopantetheine binding; catalytic activity. The transcript is spliced from 4 exons. NCBI's taxonomy places the organism in Eukaryota, Fungi, Ascomycota, Eurotiomycetes, Eurotiales, Aspergillaceae. Gene Ontology annotation, biological process: secondary metabolite biosynthetic process; amino acid activation for nonribosomal peptide biosynthetic process. The record is from RefSeq and is a predicted model, not a curated record. Gene Ontology annotation, cellular component: cytoplasm. Bases 1 to 7737 code for a protein of 2578 amino acids.